This is a messenger RNA of Lemur catta (Ring-tailed lemur), 4293 nucleotides long. Its product is annotated as signal transducer and activator of transcription 5A. Lineage: Eukaryota; Metazoa; Chordata; Mammalia; Primates; Lemuridae. The transcript is spliced from 19 exons. Bases 717 to 3098 code for a protein of 793 amino acids. The record is from RefSeq and is a predicted model, not a curated record. Gene Ontology annotation, molecular function: DNA-binding transcription factor activity, RNA polymerase II-specific; RNA polymerase II cis-regulatory region sequence-specific DNA binding. Gene Ontology annotation, biological process: cytokine-mediated signaling pathway; regulation of transcription by RNA polymerase II; cell surface receptor signaling pathway via JAK-STAT.
AGGUGGUGGGAGGGAUGGAAGGAGGGAGGUGGGUGUUGCGGGGCUGCGCUUGGCCUCUCUGAAAUCCCCAGUCCUUCCACUCCCUAGGGCUUUGCCUCCGAGGUCACAAAAGCUGUGGCCCCCAAUCCACAUACACACACACACACGUUUACUUUUUAAAUCUGGAGACUCGAAAGAUGACACACGCCAGAGCUGGAGGGCAUCUGCAAGGAGCGGACCCUUCCCUCCUCCCUCUUAACACAUGGGAAAACUGAGGCCCUGGUUUGGGAUUUCCCGGCCCUCCCACUCCGUCCUCCGGCCUCUUGCCCGCCAGGGUCCUGGGACGCUUCCGCAGAGCCGCAGGCGAGCGCAGGCUGGGGCUCCCGGGGGUCCCCGCCGUCGGGGCAGCCCCUUCGCCCGGCGCCGCCCCGCCCCGCCUCGCCGCCCGCCCGGCCCGGCCGCCGCCGCCGCGCACUCGCCGGGAGCCAGCGACCGAGGGCGGAGGCGGGGAGGGAGCGACCGAGGCUGGGAGGGGUGUUGGCGAGCGCUCUCGCGCUGUGUAUGGUCUAUCGGAGGCAGCUGACCUUUGAGGAGGAAAUCGCUGCUCUCUGCUCCUUCCUGUAGUAACAGCCUUCGCCGCCGCCGCCGCCGCCGCCAGGAGCCCGGGCCGGAGCGAGAGCCGCGGGGCGCAGAGCCGGCCCGGCUGCCGACGGCUCGGCCCCACCAGGUGAACGGCCAUGGCGGGCUGGAUUCAGGCCCAGCAGCUGCAGGGAGAUGCGCUGCGCCAGAUGCAGGUGCUGUACGGGCAGCACUUCCCCAUCGAGGUCCGGCACUACUUGGCACAGUGGAUUGAGAGCCAGCCAUGGGAUGCCAUUGACCUGGACAAUCCCCAGGACCAAGCCCAGGCCACCCAGCUCCUGGAGGGCCUGGUGCAAGAGCUGCAGAAGAAGGCGGAGCACCAGGUGGGGGAAGAUGGGUUUUUACUGAAGAUCAAGCUGGGGCACUACGCCACGCAGCUCCAGAACACGUAUGACCGCUGCCCCAUGGAGCUGGUCCGCUGCAUCCGGCACAUUCUGUACAAUGAACAGAGGCUGGUCCGAGAAGCCAACAAUUGCAGCUCUCCUGCUGGGAUCCUGGUUGACGCCAUGUCCCAGAAACACCUUCAGAUCAACCAGACGUUUGAGGAGCUGCGACUGGUCACGCAGGACACAGAGAAUGAGCUGAAGAAGCUGCAGCAGACGCAGGAGUACUUCAUCAUCCAGUACCAGGAGAGCCUGAGGAUCCAGGCUCAGUUUGCCCAGCUGGCCCAGCUGAGCCCCCAGGAGCGCCUGAGCCGGGAGACGGCCCUGCAGCAGAAGCAGGUGUCCCUGGAGGCCUGGCUGCAGCGCGAGGCCCAGACGCUGCAGCAGUACCGCGUGGAGCUGGCCGAGAAGCACCAGAAGACCCUGCAGCUGCUGCGGAAGCAGCAGACCAUCAUUCUGGACGACGAGCUGAUCCAGUGGAAGCGGCGGCAGCAGCUGGCCGGGAACGGCGGGCCCCCCGAGGGCAGCCUGGACGUGCUGCAGUCCUGGUGUGAGAAGUUGGCUGAGAUCAUCUGGCAGAACCGGCAGCAGAUCCGCAGGGCUGAGCACCUCUGCCAGCAGCUGCCCAUCCCCGGGCCAGUGGAGGAGAUGCUGGCCGAGGUCAAUGCCACCAUCACAGACAUCAUCUCAGCCCUGGUGACCAGCACGUUCAUCAUCGAGAAGCAGCCCCCUCAGGUCCUGAAGACCCAGACCAAGUUCGCAGCCACCGUGCGCCUGCUGGUGGGCGGGAAGCUGAAUGUGCACAUGAACCCCCCCCAGGUGAAGGCCACCAUCAUCAGCGAGCAGCAGGCCAAGUCCCUGCUCAAGAACGAGAACACCCGCAACGAGUGCAGCGGGGAGAUCCUGAACAACUGCUGCGUGAUGGAGUACCACCAGGCCACGGGCACCCUCAGCGCCCACUUCAGAAACAUGUCACUGAAGAGGAUCAAGCGUGCUGACCGGCGGGGCGCAGAGUCUGUGACGGAGGAGAAGUUCACUGUCCUGUUUGAGUCUCAGUUCAGUGUUGGCAGCAAUGAGCUUGUGUUCCAGGUCAAGACUCUGUCCCUACCAGUGGUUGUCAUCGUCCAUGGCAGCCAGGACCACAAUGCCACAGCCACCGUGCUAUGGGACAACGCCUUUGCUGAGCCGGGCAGGGUGCCAUUUGCGGUGCCCGACAAAGUGCUGUGGCCGCAGCUGUGCGAGGCGCUCAACAUGAAAUUCAAGGCCGAAGUGCAGAGCAACCGGGGCCUGACCAAGGAGAACCUCGUGUUCCUGGCGCAGAAACUGUUCAACAGCAGCAGUAGCCACCUCGAGGACUACAACAGCAUGUCCGUGUCCUGGUCCCAGUUCAACAGGGAGAACUUGCCGGGCUGGAACUACACCUUCUGGCAGUGGUUCGACGGGGUGAUGGAGGUGCUGAAGAAGCACCACAAGCCCCACUGGAAUGACGGGGCCAUCCUCGGCUUUGUCAAUAAGCAGCAGGCCCACGACCUGCUCAUCAACAAGCCCGACGGGACCUUCUUGCUGCGCUUUAGCGACUCAGAAAUCGGGGGCAUCACCAUUGCCUGGAAGUUUGACUCCCCGGACCGUAACCUGUGGAACCUGAAACCGUUCACCACUCGGGAUUUCUCCAUCAGGUCCCUGGCUGACCGGCUUGGGGACCUGAGCUAUCUCAUCUACGUGUUUCCUGACCGCCCCAAGGAUGAGGUCUUCUCCAAGUACUACACUCCUGUGCUCGUUAAAGCAGGUGACGGAUACGUGAAGCCACAGAUCAAGCAAGUGGUCCCUGAGUUUGUGAACGUGUCUGCGGACGCCGGGGCCAGCACCACAUACAUGGACCAGGCGCCCUCCCCAUCUGUGUGCCCCCAGGCUCACUAUAACAUGUACCCACAGAACCCUGACCCUGCCCUUGAGCAGGACGGAGAAUUUGACCUGGAUGAGAGCAUGGAUGUAGCCCGGCACGUGGAGGAGCUCUUGCGCCGACCCAUGGACAAUCUUGGCCCUCGCCUCUCCCCCACUGCUGUUCUCUUCACUCCUGCCAGAGGCUCCCUCUCAUGAAUGUUCGAAUCCCACGCUUCCCUUGGGAAAGGAUAUUCAAUGUGAAGAGCUCGUGUUAAUUGUGAUUUUAGAAUUGCUGUGCAUACUGAUGCCUUUGCAGGCAGCACGGGACGCGUGCGUUUGUGUGUGCUUGUGCACGAGGCGUGCCUGCCGUGCCGGCAGUCCUGGGGGGGAUGUGCUGCAGCCGCCGCGGCCCUUCCUCAGAUCCAGGCAUCCAGGAGCCGGCUGGGUCUGUGUCUGUCGUGGAGAGACCGAGCCUCUGUCACUGCGGGUGCUCAGUGCAGGCAAGCCUGUUCCUCCUGUGACUUUCGUCUGCUCUGUAGCUAUUUGAACGAAAUUAUCCAAGAAGGGAAAGGAGAACAGAGUCUCUAAGCUAAAGUCUCACUCCUGAGCAGCUUUGCCCUCCCAAAUGUGUGUAUGUCUGUCCGUGCAGCUGUCCUUACGCACACGCGUUGGUCUAAUUGAUUCUUUCCCUCAGGAGGGAGGGUGGGGCUUGUUUUUGAGUAAUAUUUUAUACUUUAGUGAAUGUGGACUCCAGACUUUGUGAGAACUGGGAGUUUGGGCCGCGGCCAUGUCCUGAACAUGGUAGAGCUGGGUUGAGUCAAGUCAAGGCUGUCUGGGCUGCUCUGAGUACUUACUUGGUCUCUUGUCCUUGAACCAGGAGGUUGGGUGUUUCAAGUCUGCCCCCAAAAAUUCCACCAGGGAUCCCCUCCCCUCCUGGAGGUCAGGCCUGACCUUGUUUCUUUGGCUUUUUGUUUAUAACCUUGCUUUCUGGAGAGGAGAGAAAGACUGGUCUAGGACAUGGUGGGCGAACAGGGGACCUGGGACUUGCAGAGCUGAUCCCUCCCUCCUGGAAAAAAAAACUGCAUCAAGAGACAAGUGGCCAAGCAGCCACUUGCUGCGUGCCUGUGGAAUCUGGAGUGAGGGGUAAAAGCUGAUCUCGCUGGGCUCCCCUGGGAGGUGGGACUCGGACGAGGCCUCCACUGUUGCGUAACUGGCUGUGGUCUGAGGCAGCCUUGCUCCCGCCCCACACGACCCGCAGCCAGGGGCAGCUGACCGCAGGAGCCCGGGAGUCCCAGGCUGAAACAUCUCUGAAGGGAGGCGGAGACGAGAAGAGGGAGUCUUUUGUAGUUUGUACAAAGACCACACAUUUGUAUAAGUGUUUUUGAAUAAAAUGUUUUUUUUUUUUUCAUAA